Molecule: messenger RNA, 1455 nt
Organism: Penicillium pulvis
Lineage: Eukaryota; Fungi; Ascomycota; Eurotiomycetes; Eurotiales; Aspergillaceae
Exons: 2
Coding region: 1-1455 (484 amino acids)
Cellular component (GO): membrane
Source: RefSeq, a predicted model, not a curated record
AUGACAACAACAACGGCUGUGGAGAGUAGCCCUCCCACUAUUUCCCUGGUGGACAAUACUGUCCCUUCGCAACAGCCGUCAAAUGGAGAAUCCACACGAAGAGCCUCGAAACGCAGUCAGAAAGGCAAUUUAUCAAAACACAUAAGUCGCACAUCGGUAUCCGGACAACUAGCAAAGCGCAAAUACGCCAAAUGGCAACCCGAAAGGCUUGGCCUUUCAACAGACACCGAGACAUCCCCUAGCAGGGAGUCGUCGCAAGUGCGCGGGUCAGUCUCAGCAGAGAGCUCGACGGGACCGGCAAACGAGCCCAACACACCAGUACAACCAGACUACGGAACAGAAAUCUCUCAAAUCGAUACAGUGGACUUUGCUCCCCCUUCCCAAGCCCAGAGCCUUACAAAUGAAACCACACAAUCAAGCAGCGGAGCAGGCCAACAACCCGAUUUCGAUACGAUUGCAACACCCACCACCGAACUAGAUGUCUUAUACGAAAACCAGCGUGGCUGGUUCUUCUUCGGCGUGCCGCGUUACUCUCACAGCUCGCUUCUCAACUUCGAUCCUAGCGCCUGGAUGACCCAGCACAAGCGACCCAGUCCCGUCAACAUCACAAAUGCCCAAGUGCCCGACCCAAGCUGGGAAUGGGCAUGGAGGACAUGGUAUGUAGAUAUGUCAGCCGAUGUUGAUGAGCAAGGAUGGCAGUAUUCGCUCUCCUUUGGCUCGUCACAGUGGCAUGGUACGCAUCCGUGGUUUCACUCCUUUGCUCGACGGCGGCGCUGGGUUCGGCUGCGCCAGAAGAUUCCAGAGAGGCGUCAUCGUGAUCGCUCGGAAUUCGAGAAGGGGCAUAUGUUGACUGAGGAUUACUUCACGAUUCAUUCUUCCAAGGCGAGGAGUCGCGAGCAAAGUAUCGCGCGCCUUUCGACGGUUGAGUCGGGUUAUUUGAGUCGGGUGAAUACCAAGGUAGACGAAGAGGAGCAUCUCGAAGAGAUUGGAGACAUUCCUUCUCUCAUGUAUGCGUUGAAGUUGGCAUCGAUUGAUCGAGAGAGGAUCGAUGCGUUGAAGACGUUUAUCGAGCAGGGAGGGGAGGAGCUUUAUUAUCUUAAUGACAAGGCAUCACGCUGGCAAUUCGUGACAUACCUUGGCAACAUCAUCCAGCAACUGUCCACUCCAUCCGAUGACCCAGAGCAUAAAGAUUCCGACAAGAUCAAGCGCAAGAAAGAUAACCUCAUUCGGGUGGUCGAGAGUGCUAAGCAACAUGUUACCGGCCCAGAUGUCUUCACUGAUACAGCCGGGGGCCAGGCAUCUGAGCUACUCGAUUUGACACCUCUUUCUCGACAUGACACUUUACUAUCCAAGCGAGCGCAGGCUUCUGGCGAGCCAUUGCAUGUAAUGAAAGUGAAGGAUAUAACCGGCAUCCCCAAGGCCGCGCAAAUUGGCCACGAAGGGCAUAUUUAUUAA